Molecule: messenger RNA, 1423 nt
Organism: Aedes aegypti (yellow fever mosquito)
Lineage: Eukaryota; Metazoa; Arthropoda; Insecta; Diptera; Culicidae
Gene: Spag1
Product: sperm-associated antigen 1
Exons: 3
Coding region: 182-1381 (399 amino acids)
Cellular component (GO): cytosol; mitochondrion
Molecular function (GO): heat shock protein binding
Source: RefSeq, a predicted model, not a curated record
CUUGUCAGCAUUCCUUGUUUGAUUGUAAAAAAGGAGACGGAACCAUAAUUCUAAACAGCGGCGCAUGCCCAACAAGUAGGCAGACUAGGUCGGUUCCCUUGGCGACUUAAAACUAUUGAACACAUAAGACUGACGGUUUUGUUUGAUCGAUAUAUAGAAACACUGGUUAAAGUCACAAAAAAUGUCUAACAAACCGAAACGAUUGUUGGAAAAAUACGACAUUUUGCUAGAACACCUCGAUUACGGUUAUAUUGAAAAGUGUACCGAUGGAAGCGAAUUAGAAAAAAUCAUAAAAAUUUUGCGCUCUGGCCAGGAGGGCCACUAUCCGGAUUUGAUGGCAUUCGCCAUGCGGCAGCUUAAGUCAAUUAAACCUGGUUCGAAGUUAUUCCGUCAAGAGACUCCAUUGGUUACGAAGAACAGUAUGGCGAGUGAUCGUUGGGACCAGAUUAAUCAAGACCUGACCCAGUGGGAAAAGGACAUGCAGAACAUACAGAACGCCAUGCUUGAUGGGAAGGAAGAUGCUCCAAGAUAUUUGCCACCCGUAAGGACCACAUCGCUGAACGACAAAAAAUGUUCAUCCAAAACACAGCAAAACCGAAUUAAAUCAAGUGAUUAUGAAAAUUGGGAUCGAUAUGACCCGGAUGCUGAAAUUCUAAAGAUGGACCUGGAAGAAGAACGUCACAAGGAGUUUAUUAUGAAACGAAAUGAAAGAAACUCAAAUGAUAGAAUGAUUCAAGAAGUUCAGCCAGAUGAUGUAACCCCUAUGACCGAAGCAGAGAGAAAAAUACUGGCCAUAAAGUACAAGGAAAAGGGCAAUGAUUAUUUUCGAAGCAAGGAAUACCAGCACGCUCUCUCAGAAUACAACAACAGCAUUGCACUUUACCCAUUAAAUGCCUGCUUCAAUAAUCGUGCUAUUGCAAAUAUCAAACUGAUGCGGUACAAAGAAGCCAUAUCUGACUGCGAGAAAUGUUUGGAAGGAGAACCUAACAAUCUAAAAGCUUUGUGUAGGAAGGCUGAAGCACUCAAACUUGACGAUAAACGACGUGAGGCCUACCAGACGUAUUGUCAGAUUUUACAGUUGGAUUCGAAAAACAAACUUGCCACCGAUGCAAUUGAAGAUCUUCGUCGUCAACUCCCAGAUCUCCCUCCAGCAAAUUCUUUCCCAUUACAAAUUGAAGAGGUUGCCAACGAAGACGACGACUAUGCAGCUCUCGUCAAGCCUAAAAAGAUUAUCAAAGACAAACUUCCCGAAGCGGUGCAAAGUUUGAAAGCGGAAACUGUGAAAAUGGUACAGAAGGCCAAAACCGCAAAUCUGCAAGAUAACAAUUUCGAAAUCCUAACACAACCUUCAAAGAAAGUUCUCAUCGAAGAAAUUAAUUGAAUUGGUAGAUGUGACCCUAGAAAUAUAUUAGAUAAUACAAAA